GGUGUCGUUGAAAUCGUUCUUCAAAAUCUAGCAAAGCCAAUACCACUUAAUCAUGAAGGGUCCUAUUGGUGUAAUUAGAUUCUUAUGACGCUAAUGAGCAACCUCUGUUUCCUGUCGUCUGGGUUAUCAGCAAAAUCACGUGUAUUUCCCAAGUUAUGUCAACAGUGUUCACUAGAGAAAGGUCGCAGUGUUAUUUUGUUUCGAUCAUCUCGAGGAACGUUCACUGGGAUACGUCUGCUGAAUCCCCCUAGUCGUCGCUCAUUCUUUGAACGGACUGGUUCUAGAACCAGUUCUCUAGUACUCCUUUCGAGUCAUCUAGACCAUUCAUCUUUUACAGCCUUCCAAAAUGUGCUACCCCCGGAUCUCUCUUUUCUUUUGGGUAAUCGUUUUGCAACACAGUUGCAAACUCUAGUGGCGGAGGCAACGGACCAGGUUACGUCUGCUACUACUGAAGUAGCGAAAAAUCCAGGCCUCUUUGAUUCUUUUGUUAACGCUAUCCAAACUUCGGUGACAAUGUUCCACGGUUAUCUAGAAGGUGCAGGGUUACCUUAUGCGUGGGGCUUUUCCAUCAUUUUAUUCACUAUACUUGUGAAACUAGUUACUUUUCCGUUGAACUACAAACAGAUGGAAUCCACUUUGUCGAUGCAAGCGUUGCAGCCAAAAGUAAAGGAGUUGCAAGCCCUGUAUAAGGACAAUCCACAGUUGUUGAAUAUGGAAACAGCCAAGCUGUACAAGGAGUCGAAUAUCAAUCCUUUGGCAGGUUGUCUUCCUGUUUUGGUUCAAAUACCAGUGUGGAUAGCGUUGUAUAGGGCCCUGUUAAAUCUGGCUAGCACGGAUCAAAUUCAUGAAGGUUUCUUUUUUGUUCCUAGUUUAGAUGGUCCAGUGAGUCGAGUAGGGCAAGGACUGGAUACUUGGUUAUUUCCUUUCCGAGAUGGUGCACCUCCGAUCGGAUGGCACGAUGCCAUUUGUUAUUUGAUACUGCCUACAAUAUUGGUAGUUUCGCAGUUUAUAUCUCAAAGUAUUUUGAGCCCUUCUUCUUCCAGUAAGAGUGGUCAAGAAGAUGACCCACAGAAUCGAGCAAAUGGAAUCUUGAAGUUUUUGCCGUUUCUCGUGGGUUGGUUUUCGUUGAAUGUUUCUAGUGGGCUGACCCUUUACUGGGUUACCAACAAUAUUGUAUCUACUCUACAAACACUGUUGAUCCGCAGCAAGUAUACACCAGCCGGCCAAAAAUACGCUGAAGUGUUGUCACAAGGAAAGACAAAGAAUGAAAAAAGGCAGGAGACGGGUAAGUCAUCGAAAGUGGUGGGUUUUGGUAGCAGUAAUGCAGGUGGUCAGAAUCCAACUCAGAAAAAGAACAAAGUCCCUUCCUCAAUAUCUAGUAAUGGUGUUGGUAAGGAUACUUAUGUCGAUGAGAAUACAGAUAGUUCAACCAAAAUGAGUUCUAAAAAAAUCAAAUGAUAAUUUCGAUCAUCUGUUUGAGUUGCUUCUAUAAAGACCACUUUUGGACCUAAGGAUUAAAAAAAGAU
This is a messenger RNA of Galdieria sulphuraria, 1526 nucleotides long. Its product is annotated as preprotein translocase, Oxa1 family. Gene Ontology annotation, molecular function: membrane insertase activity. Bases 94 to 1458 code for a protein of 454 amino acids. Gene Ontology annotation, cellular component: chloroplast thylakoid membrane. Lineage: Eukaryota; Rhodophyta; Bangiophyceae; Galdieriales; Galdieriaceae. Gene Ontology annotation, biological process: thylakoid membrane organization; protein insertion into membrane; protein localization to chloroplast. The record is from RefSeq and is a predicted model, not a curated record. The transcript is spliced from 3 exons.